Molecule: messenger RNA, 3555 nt
Organism: Bacidia gigantensis
Lineage: Eukaryota; Fungi; Ascomycota; Lecanoromycetes; Lecanorales; Ramalinaceae
Exons: 4
Coding region: 1-3555 (1184 amino acids)
Biological process (GO): coenzyme A metabolic process; ergosterol biosynthetic process; isoprenoid biosynthetic process
Cellular component (GO): peroxisomal membrane; endoplasmic reticulum membrane
Molecular function (GO): hydroxymethylglutaryl-CoA reductase (NADPH) activity; protein binding
Source: RefSeq, a predicted model, not a curated record
AUGCUGGGUGCCUCUUUUCUCCCUGCCAGGCUCCGUCAUGAGCACAAGCAGAACGGUCCGGCCACCAACCCGACCUACAUCAACAGACAUAUUACUACACUCCUUCAAUGGGUCUCGCGAGGAGCAUUUACACACCCUGUCCACACGAUCGUUUCUGUAGCCUUAGUUGCGAGCACUUGCUACAUUGGGCUCCUUGAGGGGAGACUUCUGGAUCAUACAAGCUUAGGCAACAAUGUGGGCAGUACGGACCUUGCAGCUUUGGCACAAAAUGGGCGACUUCUCCGGCUCGGUGAAGAAACAUCAUGGAAAUGGCAAAUGCACAACAACGGCUUGGGCUAUAGCCACAGCGAUGAACAGAACAUCUUACUUAUGACACUCGUUUUCCCAGAUACCAGAUCUAAUACUUAUCCUCGUACUGCGCCUUCGCCUCAAAAAGUAGCCUCCGCCGAAAACGUCUCGGUUCAGCUUCUUCCGCCAACAGGGAAUCCGUUGCACCCGAUCUCUCAAGAUACGACACUCGCUUUUGCUGUAAAUCGUGACGACGCAGCUAAACUCCUCAAUAAUAUUCAAGAGCUGCCAACUCAAGGAUACAUUAGCAACCACGAAGACACUCUAAGUGAGACUUUCACAGCUCCGGUCAGGUGGAUCAUGAAUGCUGCCAACGGUGACGGAACUUCCAAAGCCUCGUUUGGCUCCACUGCUCGCAAUGCAUGGAUAGGUUUUGUGGAUCUGAUUAAGGCGGAAUCUCUAGACAUCGUCAUCAUGAUCCUAGGCUACCUGUCGAUGCACUUGACGUUUGUGUCUCUCUUCAUGUCGAUGAGGCACAUGGGCUCGAACUUCUGGCUUGCAACCACCGUCCUUAUCUCCUCUGUCUUUGCAUUCCUUUUUGGUUUGAUCGUAACAACAAAGCUUGGUGUCCCGAUCAACCUUGUGCUACUUUCCGAAGGUCUCCCAUUCCUAGUGGUGACAAUUGGAUUUGAAAAGCCAAUUAUACUGACUAAGGCGGUUCUAACGGCUUCAUUAAGUCAGAAGCGCCAGGGGUCGACAACGUCUGAGGCACACGUCACUAACGGCCCAAGUUCGUCAAAGACAAUACAGUCUUCCUUACAUAUCGCGGUCAGAGAUAAAGGGUUUGACAUUGUAAGAGACUAUUGUAUAGAGAUUGCUAUCCUCAUACUAGGAGCGUGUUCUGGCGUCCAAGGUGGAUUGACGCAGUUCUGCUUCCUUGCCGCAUGGAUUCUGUUUUUCGAUGCAGUCCUCUUGUUCACCUUCUAUACCGCCAUCCUGAGCGUAAAACUAGAAAUCAAUCGGAUCAAACGCCAUGUUGCACUGAGCAAAGCACUCCAAGAGGAAGGUAUUAGUAAAAGAGUUGCCGAGAAUGUUGCGACAAGCGACGAACUUUCGAGGUCGAAGACUGAAGAUGGAGUUUUUGAAGGCUCUGAUGCACCUAGACGGCCUACCGUGUUUGGGAGGAAAGCCCGCGACAGCAGCAUUCCCAAAUUCAAGGUUCUAAUGGUGACUGGAUUCCUAUUGAUCAACGCACUAAACCUUUGCACGAUACCUUUCCGUUCUGGUAAAAGGAGUGCUACGGCUACAACAAUGUCAGGGCUGACUAAUGUCUUGACGCCUCCUUCAAUUGAUCCAUUUAAAGUUGCUCAAAACGGAUUGGACUUCCUGUAUGAUCAAGCGGUGCAGAACGAGACCCCGAUGGCGGUCACGGUUCUCCCUCCUAUCAAGUACGGACUGAGUUCCUCAACACCCACAGCUAAAGAUGUGAGCGUUGCACAAAUAGAAGAUGAUGCCUCGGACCAAUUUCUUGACUAUGUGGUCGGAGGUAGAGUCGUGGAAGGCGUGCUCAAGAGUCUUGACGACCCAAUCGUCAGCAAGUGGAUCAUUGUUGCGCUGACAGUAAGCAUCAUUCUCAACGGAUAUCUCUUCAACGCCGCUAGAUGGAGCAUUAAGGAGCCACGUCUUCUUCCAGAACACACCGCCACUGUUGCUCAAGAGUCUCGCACUGCUGCACCUUCUGGCCCGGCACCUUCGUCUGAUUCAGAGUUGCUCCAGGCAAACGGUCAUGUGCCUGAACGCAAGAGAGAUGUUGUCUCUUCGCUGGACUCGGAACAUGAUAUGAGACCUUUCCAAGAGUGCGAGCAGAUGCUCAGAGACAAAAGAGCCGCCUUCCUCACAGACACAGAGCUUAGUGAGCUGACCACGCGUGGCAAGAUACCUGGUCACGCUCUCGAGAAAACGCUUGAGAAUCCAGAUGCAAUGACAAGGCUUGAGUCGCUGACCCGAGCCGUGAAGAUCCGUAGGACUUUGGUUUCGAGGACAAGGGCAACUGCUGCGACUUCAGGUUUGCUUGAGACAUCCAAACUUCCCUACCAGAAUUAUAAUUAUGAGAACGUUCAUGGCGCGUGUUGCGAGAAUGUUAUUGGUUACAUGCCGAUACCCGUCGGCGUUGCGGGUCCUAUCGUCGUCGAUGGACAGCCUUUCUAUCUGCCAAUGGCAACGACAGAAGGUGUACUGGUCGCAAGUACCAAUCGAGGCUGCAAGGCCAUCAACGACGCUGGUGGGGCUGUCACGGUCCUAAUGGCUGACGGCAUGACCCGCGGGCCAUGUGUUGGCUUCCAGACAGUAGCUCGCGGAGGUGCAGCGAAAGUAUGGCUUGACUCUGAGGACGGACAGAGGAUCAUGAGACGGGCGUUCAACUCGACGAGUAGCUAUGCUCGACUACAAAGCAUGAAAUCUGCUUUGGCGGGUUGCUAUCUCUACAUCCGGUUCAAGACGACAACUGGUGACGCUAUGGGAAUGAACAUGAUUUCAAAAGGAGUUGAACGCGCUUUGGAUGUGAUGAAGAACGAAGUUGGAUUCGACGACAUGUCCAUCAUCUCGCUCUCGGGCAAUUAUUGCACGGACAAGAAACCAGCGGCCGUCAAUUGGAUUGACGGCAGAGGUAAGAAUGUCGUUGCUGAGGCUAUCAUCCCUGCGGACGUGGUUCGGCGUGUACUGAAAAGCGACGUCAAUGCAUUGGUGGAGCUCAACACAAGUAAGAAUCUGAUCGGUAGCGCAAUGGCUGGAAGCAUUGGUGGGUUUAAUGCACAUGCUGCCAACAUAGUUACAGCAAUGUUCGUUGCGACCGGUCAAGAUCCGGCACAGAACGUGGAAAGCAGUAAUUGCAUUACGAUCAUGCGCAAUUAUGAUGGUAAUCUACAGAUAUCUGUGUCAAUGCCUUGCAUCGAAGUGGGCACAAUAGGUGGCGGAACCGUUCUCGAACCGCAAUCAGCUUGUCUAGAUUUGCUCGGAGUGCGAGGCGCACAUGCAACGAACCCUGGAGAUAAUGCUCGUCGCCUUGCUCGCAUCAUCGCAGCCGGGGUUCUGGCGGGAGAGCUAAGUCUUUGCAGUGCUUUGGCGGCCGGACAUCUUGUGAAGGCUCAUAUGGCCCACAACCGUAGCGGUGCUCCAACAAGGACAGGUACGCCAGUCAGCACAGCAGUGAGUAGUGGUCCUAGCAAGGGCCAAAUUGCUGAAGGACUAGCGAUGACGACCCUGAGAUGA